AUGUCUUCUAGUCAUAGUGGCACUGCGAGUGGCCUAGCAGAGCGCACCAAGAAGAUUUCGCAUGAAGAUGUGACUGGACAAUUUUCUAAAGCUGACGAGAAGGCCACCAGCGAAGGGCAUUCCCAGCAGCCCUUGUUCGACGACGUCAAAAACAUACAAACCGCUACAGGUUAUAACAACGAAGUAUUCGUCAAUGCUUCAUCGUUGUCUUAUGGCACCAGUGACACCAACAGGACUUUUUCGGGUGAGACGUAUGCUGGAACGACCCGGGACGGCUCCAUCAGCGUCACGGUGAUUGACACAUACUGGCCAAUGGACACCAACAAAUCCGCGGUGGAAGAGAAAGAUGACCCAGGGCCGUCGUCUUUGCCGAAUGCGGUCAACAAAACUACCACGGUUGGAAGUUUCGAAAGACGAUCGAGUGACAGCAGUAUCCCAGCAGCAAAUGACACAAAUGCGCCAUUUGCCCCAUACGAGCUCACGGCCAAAGUAGUGCCGCGUGAGGCGCCCACGUCGACCACCCGCGCCAUUACUCAAACCGCCGAGGGCGAAGCUUUCGAAACAGGACUAGACGACGGCUUCUAUGGAACGACAGAGGAGCCACGACGGGAGGGCCGCAUGGGUGGCGAAGUACGCGCCACCAAUCGACUGCUGUGCACAGCCGGGAGCAGAGCUUCCUCGGAGGAGAUGCUGCCGCCGGACGGACUCUGCGAACUGAUGUUCUACACGGAUGUCGUGUGGCAGGACGGAGCGCUGCGCGGUGCCCAGAACAAGGAGAGCUGGGAAGCUUUCCAGGCUGCUGCCGAAGCAGCCACGAGAAGCGGACACGGACUAAGAGCCAAUGACCUUUUCGGGAGCCUCACUACACCUCUGGGUCGGCAGAAGCUACGCGAGCUGUUUUUCAAGAACGUCGUCCACUACGGCAUAUUGAAAGCAACGGGAACGGUGGCGCAGCUCCUUGAAGAUAUGCAUGGAAAGCUAACACUGCUGAAGGCGCUGAAGCAGCUCCAAGAAAAGUUCAUGUCCGAGGCCCCAAUGACGAAGCCGAGGCUGGACAUUGCUCUUGGCGUCAGAUUCACCACUUACGACAGCCCUGACGACAGCAAGCAUCAUUCUGCAGCAAUGACAGCUAUGUCCAACCACCUUCCAGUCACAAUUUUCAUUGUCCACACUCAUAUUGCAGACUGGGAAACAGGUAGAUAUCCUCUCAUAGGAACAUUGUGGAACCACGGCCAGGAGGAAACCAACGUAGUCAGCGCGCCUUCGCUUCUUCGCACUGCCAGAGACCUAAACGCUGCCAGCAUUCCUCCGAGAACUUGUGUCAUGGCGUCGUUCACACUGAUGGUGGGAGAGUUCCAUAAGGUGAAGAUCUCCGCGAAGAACAUUCUAAGCGCGGGCUCUUUGGUGAUUAAGGACUUCUCGCAGCUUUGCAGCCGAAAAACCGGCGUGUUUGUCGUAAACAAGGCCCUAGUGAAGCUGUACUCCGUUGGCUACAACCGGACAUACGCCUAUGAUGAUGCUGAAACAAUGACAGCAAAGGCUGUGGCUUUCUUCAAGCUCUACCAACACCUGCGUCAGGGCUGGGCUGUGUUCGAUACAGAAUUUGAGGACUACGAUGACACCUGCGGCAACGGCACCUUCAGCAGGCUGAAGGCUUUCAAGGCGAAGCUUGUCGCAUGAUUCCAGCGUUUGCUACAUAAAAGGGGGGUGA
This is a messenger RNA of Dermacentor andersoni, 1711 nucleotides long. RefSeq lists its product as uncharacterized. NCBI's taxonomy places the organism in Eukaryota, Metazoa, Arthropoda, Arachnida, Ixodida, Ixodidae. The record is from RefSeq and is a predicted model, not a curated record.